UCCUCUCCUCCCUUUCCUCUCCACGUGGUCGCAGAUGGCCGCUUCCAGAAGCUGAGCCUGGAGCUCGGAGACGGGCCGCUGCCGCUGCCGCUGCCGCUGCCUGUGGGCUUUGUGAGUUGCCUACUGACUGGAACGGCAUUCCCCAACCAUGGCUGAAGGAGGUGCCGGUGGGAACCAGCCACCUCGCGAACCACCCCGCAACCUCCAGGGCUUGCUGCAGAUGGCCGUCACUGCAGGGAACGCUGAACCUGCCCCGAUGGAGCCCAUGUCUGAUGAGCGGAGACAGUGGUUGCAGGAGGCGAUGGUCGAGGCCUUCCGGGGGCAAGUGGACGAGGUGGAACAGAUGAAGGAAUGUCUGAGGCUGCUGGAGCCAUCAACCCCCGGAGCAGAACGUGGAGGGGAAAGUUCAGAGGAAGCGCAUUCUGACCUUGAGAACAAAGAAGGUGCCUUGGACCUUCUGGCAGAGCUGUGUGAAAACUUGGACAAUGCUGCAGACUUCUGCAAACUGGAGGGCAUGCGGCUGUUAGCACACCGGUACCUGGAGCAUGAGGAGCAGGAGCUGCGUUGGCGGGCUGCUCACCUGGUGGGCACCUGUGCCCAGAACGUGCCCAAGGUGCAGGAGCAGGCCCUGGCGCUGGGCUGCAUGAGGAAGCUGCUGAAGCUGCUGGACCACGACCCCAGCGAGGCCGUCCGGAUCAAGGCACUGUUUGCCAUCUCCUGUUUGGUAAGAGCCCAGGAAGCUGGCCUUCAGCAGUUCCUACGCCUUGAUGGCUUCUCAGUCCUUAUGAGGGCCAUGCAAAGCAAUGUGCAGAAGCUGAAGGUGAAAUCUGCCUUUCUCCUACAGAACCUCCUUAUAAACCACCCAGAGCAGAAAGAGGCUCUCUGUUCCAUGGGGAUGGUGCAGCAGCUGGUGGCCCUGAUCCGGUCUGAACACAGCACUUUCCAUGAACACGUCUUGGGAGCCUUGUGCAGCCUGGUAACAGAUUUUCCUCAGGGUGUGCGGGAGUGUCAAGAACCGGAUUUGGCCCUCGAGGCGCUCUUAAAGGAGCGGUGCCAGCUACUGAAGGAUCAGGAGGAGUUCCAGGAGGAGCUGGAUUUCUGUGAGGCCCUGCUGCGCCUUUGCUUCCAUGGUCAGCCUGAUGAUAACAGCAUGGACCGGUAACUUGGCUUCCCAGAAGAACCCUUGACACUGUUGGAUGUCCAUGCUUGCACUUGGAAGCUGUGUCAGUUGGAGAGGCUUGAUGGAAACGCCCGUGUUUAUCUUCCCAUUCACUGAUCCGGCGACAGGCUGCAGUAACAGAAGAUCUCUCUGAAACGAGAUACAUGGCUUGUUAGCCUAAUGAUCAGCAGGAAGACACUUUCAUAAGCCGUUGCUGCGUAACUUCCUCUCGGUGGUUCUGCAGAAGCAUUCAUCUGCUAAUCUACCUUCCCAGCCACACCCAGGCAGUUCUACCUUCAUUAGCCAUAGUUUUGAGAUGGCUCUUGAGAUCUCCAUUUUAAUUGAGGGAAAACUAAUCCUAUUUCCUGUUCUCCGCUGCUUGUUAUUAGGGAAAAGAUGCUUAGUCAGGUGAGAAGGCCUGAGUGCCGUUUAGAAUGUAGAUGAUCAAGAAUUGCCUUCUUACUUCCGCAGCAUAGGGGAACUGGCUAUUCUACAAACCUACUCUGGGUUGUAUAUUUGGGGAGCAUUCGUUCAAAAGGGGGUGUGGUUUUGGUGUAUCUGCCUGCAAAGGACAGGACCUGUAACUACCUUUUUUUAAAGUUACUGAUAGAGAUGGGAAAAGCUUGUCCCAGCUGAAGAAUUUCUCGGGGGUGAUUGUGUGUGUGUGGGGAGCUUAAAAAAUGCAUGCGACAACUCGAAAUGUAUUGCAAACAGCUUGAAUCUCCCACAACUCUGCUUUGCUGUUGCUGUGUUCACUAUUCAGCAUUUUU
This is a messenger RNA of Zootoca vivipara (common lizard), 1929 nucleotides long. RefSeq names its product HSPA (Hsp70) binding protein 1 (gene HSPBP1). The record is from RefSeq and is a predicted model, not a curated record. Gene Ontology annotation, molecular function: adenyl-nucleotide exchange factor activity; protein binding. Gene Ontology annotation, cellular component: endoplasmic reticulum. NCBI's taxonomy places the organism in Eukaryota, Metazoa, Chordata, Lepidosauria, Squamata, Lacertidae.